ACGAGAGAGCGAUAACAGCCAACAAAAAGCAACAAUAUCGCCAGACCAGAGCAUACCGUUUGAUGUAGCUUUCCUUUUGGGGGAUUCGACUGGCACCGGCAUCAGCAGGCAGAGUGAGCGAAAGAGUCUCGCGCAAUGAAUGGGAAAACAGAGACCAUCGCAGCAUCCUCCCAGGAAGCAUUGCGAGGGGAUGGAAAACGCUUACCGUCCCUCGCCGGCGUCCCGCUUUUCACCGCGCUUUUCCGCGCGCACGAUGUACAUAAACGACCAAUAAGGGAGGAGUUAGCUUAGGGCUUACAAGUGGCAAAGUUAACAAAUGUGGACUUUCGACAUCAAGAGAGGACGAAUCAUAGAUUUCCGAUUGCAUGAAUUUUCGCCCCGAUCGUCAGUCGCUGUCAGCGAGAAUACACAGGCGGCCGUCAGGCAGCAGCACCAGCAUAGCAGUGUGACGAGGCUUCGGUGUCGAAAGAUUGGCAGUUGUGUCAACGGAACUGGCGAAGGUGCUGUCUGGUACGGCGUGGUCGAUUUGACGGAGUGAUUUCUAGUAGCAGCGCGAGCGACCGUCGCCGAAGGUGUUGAUGGAGCCACUGGCAUCCAUACCGUCGGCUUAAUGCAGUGUAUUGUUGAUGAGCAGGAGUGAUUGGUUCUUGGGAAGCCUUCACGGAGUACAAGUGAAAAAGUGCUGAAUAGCUGACUGUUUCUUGGUGAAUGACGCUCGACGGUAGAAAUACGUACAUCGAAAAAAACAAUCGCUUGAGGUCGUCCUCUUUGUUGUACGGAGGUAUGCGACUGCACUUUUUGCAUUGUAUGCUGCGUGAGUGCAUUCGUUGGAAUGUGAGUGGUACAUACGAGUCGGAAGUUAAUUAGAUUGCGAGCAUAGUGCUGCGUGUUCCCGUACCGCUUGUAGCUUAUGAGGUGCGUUUACUGGACAACAUCAGGGCUUUGUGGUGUGAUUCCAUAGACUCGGACAGUUUUUAUUUUAGUUAGAGUGUUUUUUUAGAAGCAGAAUAAGGGAAAAAAAUCAAAUCAGUGCAAUCAGCGAAUGUGUGACUGUAGACAGUGGGAAGUAUUGUCGAUUGACGCGGGUUCUAUCGUCAGACUCGUCAGUAUGGAUUAAUAGACAUUUAGCGAAUAGUUGCGCAGCGGAGUUGCAUAUUCCUUCGAUGUUCUCAUGUUGAUACCGAACAAACGCGAGCGAGACUAGUCUAAUCAUCAACGUCAAGAGUCAAUGGAAUGGUAAUAGCAGCACAUCAAGCCGGACAGAGUGUGUGUGCAAUUGAUUUUGAAUGUUUCGGUUCAGCAAGAAAAACGAUAACAUGGACAGCUCGACGGUACUGCAGGAUAAUAAGAGUGGAUUCAGCAAAUGUUCCAUCGCAGAUUUCUACGAUAAGCUUGAUAAGGAUGAAGGAGGUCGUACGUUCGGCAUCGAAGAUGCAGCCCACGGAGGAUUAUCACGCAUCGAGAAUGGAAUGUCCGGCAAAGGAGAACAUCGCGGAUCGCCUAUUUCGUGUUACUCACCCCAGAACCGAUUGUUGCCGUGGCCUCCGCAGCAUGCCAACGAAAGUCCGAGCUCCUCGGCCAGGAAGGCUCAGAAUCUCGGUCUGAUUUGUGUUGUAUGCGGAGACACGAGCUCGGGGAAGCACUACGGCAUAUUGGCAUGCAAUGGGUGCUCGGGCUUCUUCAAGCGCAGCGUCCGGCGGAAAUUGAUCUACCGGAAGGAGGAGGAGAGAGCAAGAGAGGGAGACAGAGAGAAGGGCUUUGCUAACAAGACAUCGCCGCAUGGCAUUUGGCUGUACGUGCGCGAGGUGUUUGCGGGUUGUAUGAGCAAUCAUGUCAAAAGAUCGGUGUCCCGGACGGGCUGGAGGUGCAUCCCUGUGCAAAACGAGCGUCAACCGCGAAAUACGGCAACAAUCCGACCGGAAGCGCUGCGGGAUAUGGAGCAGGGUCGGGCCUUGCGAGAAGCGGCCGUAGCCGUCGGAGUAUUUGGGCCUCCAGUUUCAUUGGCGUUACUGUCACCGUCCCGCUACGGUCCCAGCAUUCUGCCAACACCCGCCUUACCGACUAGUCAAUUUCUGCACCAUCACAGCCAGGUGUCCUCGCUGGUAAAUAGUCUACCGCAUCACCAUCCCCACCAUCCGCACCAUGCCACCAUGCACGGCCUAGCCAACGGUCUGUCGAUGAAUCUGAACGGUGUCGGUAUGCCGGGACACAAUGGCACGUCCGGCUUGGUGCAUUCGGCUGGAAAUAGCUCCGAUCGGCACCGAGACACCGCAGUUCCUAUGAACAGUAGCAGCGGCGAUAGCAACAACAACAAGAACCCUUCGUCUGGCUCGACCGAGAACCUCAACACGGCAUCGUCCUCGAACCACUCGAUGGCCGGUGAUCAGUCGCCGAGUGGGGCAGGAUCACCAGCGCACGGGACAUCGGUGAAUGGACUCGGGACGGGUGGUUGCCCAACCGGUGGUUCGAGCACGGGAGCCGAGAAGCAUCCCCAUCACAGCUCGUCUUCCUGUGGAUCGGCUAGUCCUAUUCUGGAGCAGGACAACAUGAACGAUAACGAUGGUAAGUGUUUAGGGGAAGGAUUGUCUCGUGUGGCUAUGAGCUCAAUUUAUUUGAUGGAACUUUUAUCGCUUCCCAUCACAAUCGAGAGUUGCACAAUCAACCUUUAUUCCUGGACGACAUCUCCGGAGCUCGGGAGAAAGUCAUAAAAUGAUAUAAUCAUAAUUUAAUCGAUUACUUUGUUGAUCACAGACUGUUACUCAGGGACAUUUCGUACCCAGACUCAGACGAGAGGUACAAUUUUGGGUAAAAUUAAUUUGGCUAAUGAGAAGGAUGAGACCACACUGUGGAACCAACCUCGGAUACCAUGAGGUGCCAAAGAGUUAUUCCAGAGGGCAUAAAAUAACUAUUUGUCACUUUCUCGGGGUGGUUUAAUAUCGCAUAAAUAAUUGUCCCUCGUUUGGCAUUUGUGCAGAAUGGUCAGGAAGGUAGGGCUUAUAGUUUCAUAAGAGUCCAGCAUCAGGGUCGAGCAACCCCUUGCUAACAAAAGGGUAAACGAGGCAUGUGUAGUUCAGAUGGACGUUUAGGAAGUUCGUAAGGGAUAAAGGGAGGAGCUGGUAAAUCAUUAUGCUGUUAUGCUAAAUGAUUUCGUCGUCUGGAAAAGGGAGAGUGGAGGAUUAUGCAUAGCAAAUGUUGUUUUGCCUUGAUUUGUCCGAGUGCAUUUGACAAUUAUGAUGAAAGUUAGUGUCAUAUCCCUAAAGAAUUUGAAAUACCUUGAAAGUAGAGAGAGGAAGCUUGCUCUAAAAACAUUGUUUUUAUAUCUCAGGCAAAAGAUUUAGAGCUUUUAGUAGUGAUGAUAAUUUUUCAACCGUGUUAUUCAGACUGGAUCUCUGAGCCCUCAUUCGCCUCAGUGAUGAGGAAUGAUCUAUGAAUGUAGCUGCUUAUUUUUUCAAUUUUCCCAUUAGCCAACAAGAAGCAUUUCGUUUGAAAAUUCUCCCCUGCUGGGAUCGAAGGCGAGAAAAUACCUCUGCCUUGUGCCGGAAACUUCAAAACUUAAACUUUGAUGGCUUAUUUAUAACAAUUUUAAAACAAUUAUUGUCGUUGUUCUCUAUUCAUUCUAUAAUUGAUGGUUUUACCCGGUUCGUGCCGUUGUUCCCUGAGUCAUUCAAUUAAUCAAUCACCUUCCAUUUUUUGCGUCAAAAGUUUAAAAUCUCAAAUGUGCAAUUUCAACUCUCUAAAGGCUUAUUAAUAGCAGCAUCCGUAAAAACCCUCUUUGGUCGAAAGUAUGAUCCAUUACAUCCUGCGCCACUCUUCAGGGAGUGGCAAAUGAAUAAAAAACUGAAUCCCUCUUUUAUUCGAACAGCUCCGAAAAAGGCACGAACUCAGUUAAAAAGCAACAGGAGACGCCAGACCCGUGCAAUUUUAUCAUCGUUGAACUCGACUUGAAUUACCCUCACGUAGAACUGAUGCUGAAACGUGUUUGACGAUGUUUAUGUUGAAACCUUCAUUUUUGCAAAAUAAGCGGACAAAGGUAGUGGGAUUUGGGUAAAGUAAUAAAAAACAACAUCAUGAAUGACAAGUUUAUCAUAUUAUACAAAUCGUUUAUCGAUUAUUUUAAUAAAACUGCUCAACCAAAGCAAAUAAAAACAACAUGCUGCUAUAUAAUGUUUAAAACAAUAUAAAAGUUACUGUAAAGUGAAAAGGCUCCGUAACAGAAAAUGUGAUAUUUCUUAUGAAGAGAUCAAAUAUAUUUUUGUGCUAAAACCUA
Messenger RNA from Anopheles stephensi (Asian malaria mosquito), 4267 nucleotides. RefSeq lists its product as uncharacterized. The record is from RefSeq and is a predicted model, not a curated record. Lineage: Eukaryota; Metazoa; Arthropoda; Insecta; Diptera; Culicidae. Gene Ontology annotation, biological process: positive regulation of transcription by RNA polymerase II; cell differentiation; anatomical structure development. Bases 1287 to 2708 code for a protein of 473 amino acids. Gene Ontology annotation, molecular function: nuclear receptor activity; zinc ion binding; RNA polymerase II cis-regulatory region sequence-specific DNA binding. The transcript has 6 exons.